AUGGCGCUCCUGUUCGGCCUGCUGCUGUCUUUCCUCUCCCUGUUCACCCUCGGCGAUGCACACAACAUCCUCCUCCGUGCUCACUCCCGCGAGUGCUUCCACGAAGCCCUGCACAAGGACGACCGAAUGACUGUCACAUUUCAAGUUGGCGAUAGGGAAUUUGGCGGGAGUGGGAAUCUGGACAUCGACUUCUGGAUUCAAGCGCCCGCUGGCAACAACCUUAUUGACCAACGAACCGUGAGCUCAGGCGAUCACUCCUUCGAGGCGAAAGAGGACGGCAAAUAUACAUACUGCUUCAGCAACGAGCACUGGUCAGCAAAUACAAAGGAGGUCAGCUUCAAUGUGCACGGCAUAGUGUAUGUUCCCGAGAGCGAGGCUCCGUCAGACCCACUCGAGAAGGAAGUGCGUUCAAUGUCGGAACUCCUGGCACAGGUCAAGGACGAGCAAGGAUACAUUGUCGUCCGAGAACGUACGCACCGCAACACCGCCGAGAGCACCAACUCUCGAGUCAAGUGGUGGAGCAUCUUCCAACUCGGCGUUCUUAUCGGCGAGGGUGUCUUCCAAGUGUGGUGGUUGAGGAGAUUCUUUGAGGUCAAGUCGCCCGGUAGACCUACAUUCAACAGGGGUGCACUAGGCUAA
This is a messenger RNA of Zasmidium cellare ATCC 36951, 639 nucleotides long. RefSeq lists its product as uncharacterized. The coding region runs from base 1 to 639 and encodes 212 amino acids. Gene Ontology annotation, biological process: Golgi organization; intracellular protein transport; endoplasmic reticulum to Golgi vesicle-mediated transport. The record is from RefSeq and is a predicted model, not a curated record. Lineage: Eukaryota; Fungi; Ascomycota; Dothideomycetes; Mycosphaerellales; Mycosphaerellaceae. The transcript is spliced from 3 exons. Gene Ontology annotation, cellular component: endoplasmic reticulum-Golgi intermediate compartment; endoplasmic reticulum; Golgi apparatus.